AUGUCUGGGCGGCCGAGGAAAGCUUGCAGCACAUAUACGCUGUACGGGCGAGAAGCCUACAUGCGGAGACCACAGCCAACGGCUCCGAACUUUGUCACGCACAAUAUCACACCAACACGUGUGAAUGCCGCCGUUCAAGGCAAAGGCACCUAUCUAGGAAUCCCGCGACUACUGAUUCCAGAGCUGGUAGAACUCUUCUUUGAAAAUGUCUGCAAUUCAACACUGCUGCUACACAGGAGUCGCUUCUUGACAUCUGUUCAAAGCGGAACAGUAGCUCCUCACACUCUUCUCAGCGUAUGUGCCUGGGGAGCACACUUCUACAAAGACAGCAAUGGGUCCGCAACAUUCAAGACGGGCGGCUUCGCGAUUGAAUGGGCUCAGCAGGCUGGAAAGUUGGCGUUCCAAGAAAUCGAGGACUUCAGCAAAGAUCUCGUGGUGACCUUGUUGAACUUGGCACUAUUCUGGCAUUGUCAGGGUUCAUGGAAAGUCAGCUCGCUGUACAAAGCCAACGCAUUCCACUUACUUUGCCUGCAUGGUAUCGGAUAUUCACAGCAACUAAAAUUGCAAACCUUCGAGGCAGAAGUCCUGCGUCGUCUUUUUUGGUCAUGGUACAUCAUGCAUUGCCACAGCACUGAACCUUCGGGUAUGCUGGACGCAGUCACGGAUUUGAUGAGCUUACCUUUGCCAUGGCCCGAAGCGGACUUCAGCCUCGGUGCGUUGACAUCGCCCACGACGACCUUGACCUCCAUUGAAGGAUCUACUUCAUUUUUUGCGGAAUUGUGCAAAAUCAUGAAACUCUGGUCACAAGCAGUUAAUCUCAUCAGGACCCCAGAGACGAACCUCUCUGCUGGCAGGGUUGCGGCUAUCCAGGCCUUGGACGAGAGGGUCACGUUCUGGUGGGGAAAUGUACCCACAAUCCAAAAACUUGAGCCAGAAUCUCUCGCCGACGUGCCUAGUUCAACACUCCCUCUUGUCCUGCUUAUGAAUUUACUUUAUCAUCAAACCCUUUGCGUGCUUCAUGCGGCGAUUGUGCCAUUGUUUUGCUGGACUGCUGGCGAUGAUGCGUGGUCAUCGACCAGACAAUGCUCUGCCCAAAUCGCAUAUGAGCAUGCAUGUACAGUUUCUGAUCUGAUCAGAGCAGCUCUAGCCUCGACCGCGAAGAUCCCUGCGAUGCCAACCUUUGUAGCCUACGCGGCUUAUGGUGGUUGUGCAAUCUUAAUGCCCUUCAUGUGGUGCUCAAAUCUCAAUCUUCGAUAUCAAGCACAAGCAAAUGUGCGAACAAACAUCCGGAUGAUACGUGGUAUGGCCGAGUACUGGAAGUUUGCAGAACUACUGACCGUUCAUGUGAAUUGCUUGUACAACAUUCACAAAAGAAACCCUCCCGCACUCGAUAACGAGCCCAAGUACAUUGAUGUUCGUGGACUUACAAGCUUUAAGAUUGAGGCUUUGUAUGCAAGAGUCUCAAUUCUUACAUUCCUAGGCAUACUCCAGAAAGGAUCAAGCAGUUUUCAGGAUCCUGGACAGGAGACCAUCGACCUUGGAAUCCAGCGAAGUUCCAGCGAAAUGAAUGACCCUGUUCACGAGACUAACGUUGAGUUGGGUGGUAAGCAACCUCAUGGCUUAAGAAGCCUCGAAAACUGA
Messenger RNA from Exophiala mesophila, 1641 nucleotides. RefSeq lists its product as uncharacterized. The record is from RefSeq and is a predicted model, not a curated record. NCBI's taxonomy places the organism in Eukaryota, Fungi, Ascomycota, Eurotiomycetes, Chaetothyriales, Herpotrichiellaceae. Gene Ontology annotation, molecular function: DNA binding; zinc ion binding. The coding region runs from base 1 to 1641 and encodes 546 amino acids. The transcript is spliced from 7 exons. Gene Ontology annotation, cellular component: nucleus. Gene Ontology annotation, biological process: DNA-templated transcription.